CAAUGAAAGGGGUCUGAAAUGGAAUUGGAAAUAUUUGAAAAUGCUUUGAUCGUAAAAUCCAGACGUCCAAAAAAAGUCCAGAGGACUUGGUUCAGCCCUGGGGGGGUACAGGAAGUUGUAGCUGCCAUGUUUAGCUGCUUUGUUGUAGAUCCCUUGUAGGUUUCCUGCAGAUUUUAGCCUAAGUGUUGCAAUGGAACCGAGCUGGAGUACGUUUUUAUUCCAACAGGCCAAUGAGGCUCUGCAUCACCAGCACCAAAUAGCCGGGAACAGCCUCUUGCCUUUGCUCAGUUCUGGAACUGAACCACCUGAUCAGAAACCGGUGCUGCCCAUUCCCUUGGACCAGAAACCCCCUGUAAGUGCUGCAGAACUUCUUAAAGACAAUGUGGCAAGUGGCACUGGGGGGUUAGGUGGUGGGGGUCCGCUAGUUGCUGUGGUAAAAAAGGAGCCUAAAUCAAAGACGCCCUUCAUCUGUGGCUACUGCAACAAGGCUUUCCGGGACAGCUACCACCUCCGACGGCACGAGUCUUGCCACACUGGCAUUAAGAUGGUUUCGCGGCCUAAGAAGACACAAACGGCCCCCACCAUGGUGCCGCUCAUAUCCACUGUACCACGAGAGAACAGUGGAAACCCUUCAUACAUUACUACUGUAGCUGGUAUCCUGACUACAGCCACCACGUCCACGUCCACAGGCACCAGCAUCAUGACCCCAAUGCAACACCAACAGCAGCAGAGCAUUCCUAAGAAACCCCCCAAACCAGUGAAAAAGAAUCACGGUUGCGAUAUGUGUGGUAAGGCCUUCAGAGAUGUGUACCACCUCAACCGCCACAAGCUGUCGCACUCUGAUGAGAAGCCGUUUGAGUGUCCCAUCUGCCAGCAGAGGUUUAAGAGGAAGGAUCGCAUGACAUACCAUGUCCGCUCCCAUGAUGGUGGAGUUCACAAGCCUUACAUCUGUUCUGUCUGUGGGAAGGGCUUUUCCAGACCUGAUCACCUAAGCUGUCAUGUCAAGCAUGUCCAUUCCUCAGAGAGGCCAUUUAAGUGCCAAGUAACGGCCUGUACCUCCGCCUUCGCUACCAAAGACCGUCUGCGCUCCCACAUGAUCAGGCAUGAAGGCAAAGUGACCUGCAACAUCUGUGGCAAAAUGCUAAGCGCCGCCUACAUCACAAGUCACCUCAAGACGCAUGGCCAGGCCAGCUUCAGCAACCCAUGUAACAACAAAGGCAUAAGUGACUGGCAGUGGAACCACUCGGGGCCACGAAAAGGUGAGUUGACGGUAGGAGAGAUUUUAAAUAACUCCUUUCAAGUCCUAAUUGACAACUCUCACAAAGAUGCCAACUCUGUGCACAACAACUCGGCCACUACGGCGGCGGUCGCCAACGCGGCAGCAAUAACCUCGGCCAUGAACCGCGGUGGCAUUGCCAGCAAUCCCGUCACCAUCGCUGCUCAGAUGAACAUCGGCACCAGUACGGUCAACAUCACGUCACAGGUCAACCUGCAGCACCCUGUCACCAUCACUGGGCCUGUGAACCUGGCCUCCAUCAACAUCCCUACAACGGCACACAUGAAUAUCGGCCACCCGGUGGCCAUCACCACUCCCAUGUCCAUGAAUAUCACCGGGCCACUCAACAUUGCCAUGAGGUCCAUGGAGAGCAUGCCUUUUCUAUCCCAAGUUCUGCCUUCCUCCCCUCCUUGGUAGAGCUUCUUGGUCUGUAAAAGCCGAUAAUGUUUUAACUGCCUAAUAAUAGAUGAGCCGCUCAAAUCUUCGUAAAACUGCCCGCUUGAUGGUGUGUUAAACUUGAAAAGGUGAUGACAUAUGUAAUUCACCCACAUAGAUGGUAACCAAUGAUUGUUCCUUGCAGGAGUAAUUAUUUUCUGCAUAAUUUGUCAUUUUUUUUAUUUUGGUUGUAUUUAUAGGAGAAAAAAUAUUUCCGAUAUCUGUAAUCAUGAUAGAAACCUAAUAGUUGUGAGUGCUUACAGCCACUCAUUGCAGAGUAUUAGCCAACAUACUGAGAAGUCAUGGGGAUAGGGAUGGGUAACAUGGAUACACCUGUCUUAUAGUAUGAGUUUUAUUUUACUUUAGAUAUUGUAAUAUAGGACAUUUCUAGAAAUGUAUUAGAGAACGGUUUUAUUGAUACCAGAUGAGACUUUCUGUUCUUGGCUAACCCAGUGAAUUAAUUACUUGACAAAUCAAGGUACUUCAUCACAUUGAUGCAACAAUUCUGUAAAUCUAAUAUUACCAUAAAGCAGUCUUGCUCAGAGAUAUGUGACAUUGCCCACACACCAAAAUGAAGAGAUACCUCAGUGUAAACAGCAAGGCAACAUUUCACACAUGGCAAGUCAUUGUCGUCUAUAUUCUAAUCCACUGUGUUACUCAGCACCAUAGUUUGUUGUGUUGGUCAAGUCUUUUUCAAUCCUACUCGCUGGGUUUUUGAGGGCAACACUUUGACAACAAAGAUCAUAACUUCAUUCAUUUUUCCCCGUUACAACCACAUUUCAGAUCUAGAGCUGUCGAUGCGUGAUCUGAGUACGGAAGAUCUUAGUUCUACCAUUGUGUCUGUUCACAGAUAUUCUGUGUACAUAAUAUUUUAUGCCAAAGAUUUUCUAAGUAUCGUGUUGUCCCCUAAAUGCUAUAUUUUAAAAGAUAAGGGGAACACCUUUUAAAUGGCAUUUGGACCAUCAUAGGACACUUAAACUCUCCUUUUAGACACCCAGAGUAAUGGAAUUGGUGCCUCAGGUGGGGCUGUCUGACUAAUCUUUCAUCAAAAGCCAACAAUACCCAUUAUAUUAUUGCAAUAAUUAUCCUUUUUUUAAAUAUGUAUUGAUGUGUAUAUUAAUGUUAAAUUGUUGGCAUUUCUAAUAAUACACAGGAACACUUUUCAUUACACUUUCAAACCAAAAGAGUAUUUGCUUCCACUUUGGUGUAAAAUUAUUGGGCAGUUAAUACAAUACCAGCUGCUGCAUUGUCACCAUGUUUUAAAAUGUUUUCCCCCCAUUUUUUCAAAGUAGGGUAGUUUGUUUUAUGAUGGCAGAUCGUUGCAGCAGCGUUGGCCUUAAACACAAAAUAUGCUUUGGAGAGGCGACCCCUUUUUAGAGCCUAUUCCAGAACGUUCAUCUCCAUUUAGCUGCUGAAGGACAGUUGAUCUCGUGCCACUUCAACAUCUCUUCAACUGGGCAUCCGACUUCAAAUCUGGGAGUUAUGUGAGACCUUAUAGACCUUUAGGCUUUGUAAACUACUCUUUGAUUUGAAGUGUGUUGCCAGAGUUCUCUUAAAUGCUUCCCUCUUUAGGCAAAUUGUGUUUCAUUUUAGGUGACUUAUCAGUAUUUGAUUGUUUAUGUAUUUUAAGGUUUAAUGGCAAAAUACAAAGCUUCCAUUUGGAAAGAGUGAGUGAGUCCCCCGAUGUCUUUGUUUUAAAAUACCAGUCAGUCCUCACGGGUUUCUGUCACACCCGUUUGAGAUGUCUUGUAAUGUAUUUAUAUCAUGACAGUUGAAGGUUCAGCUAAGAGGAAACGUCUCAUACUGAAAGCAUGUCCCUUACGAUUUGCCCUUAAAAUAGCAGUAUUAUUUAAAGGUCAAAUAAUCUGACAUUUUGAUUACUGAGGACUUUUUAACUGUAGAGGUCAAGAGAGCUGCCCAGUGGCCCAGUAGAACCUGUACUACAAACCAGUCUCAACGUUAACCUGUGGUAUGUUUAGCUGGUUAGAUUGUUUACUUUAGCAAGUAUAGGAUCUCCAUCACUGUCAGGCAAACUCAGGAAGGUUACUGAGAAUCGUCUUUUAAAACCAUGUUCAGCUGUUCACACACUGGUCAUUUCUUUGUAAAUAUGAAACACUAUAUUAUUGCCUUUUACCUGGGGGAGAGGGAACUUAUCUACUUACCAUAGGCUAGCAAUGCGAGAACUAUAUCACCACUGAUGUGGCCGUCCAUCUGAGACUAGUUAACGGUUAAGGCUUGUGUCGCGUUAAGUUAUUAACUAACUACUAACUAAAAUCUGUGUAGCUACAGUUUGACACACCAUAUGCCUCCAAUACCAUAGAACUCUAUUGUUUUCCCAAAACAAUUGAAAACGCAUUUAGGAGCCAUACCAUUGGAUUGACAGGCGUGUUCAAUGACAUGAGCACUGAGUGUAGUUGGUUCCUGUCCUCUGCCCCUCAGAGGCUCUGACUUUGAGGGUUCACAGUGCUGCUGGUCUUCUCAUUGAAGGAACACGUCACCCAGUGCAGCGGCAUGGCUCUUGUUUUUAUUUUUACUACCUUUUGAAAAACACUUGUUAGCAAUAUCCGAUUAUGUCCCAGGGUUCCCUGGUGGCGUGCGUCUUGAGGAACACGAGUGAACUAGUUUGUAAAUGUGACACCUGUUUGUAGUUAAGGGACUUUCGUCCGUGCAGGAACUCUGAAGCACUUGCAGCAGCUGUAGGAUGUGCACACUACAGAAGGGGCAUUUCAACUGGGUGGAAAGAUGUUUGGCCCCUUAGUUUCAUUGUAUGCAACACGGUCCACCAAGGGAAAUGAAAUGUUCUAAUGUGUAAUGGCAUUAUGAGCUUGGAAGCUGAUUAAUUUACCAUCUGUACUUUUUUUUUUAUGUUACAUGUAGAUGACUGAGCUUGUCCAGUGUAGGUUUGAGUUCAAAACCCAUUAUUAGAAGGCUAGUGACUUUUUAUGAAAACAAAACACUAAAAAAAAUUAGGAUGAAAGGAAGUGUGUGAUGUCAUUUGUCCUUGUCCAGUUGCCGUAAACAAGUGUGCCUGAAACGUUUUCGCGAGACUUUUCCACCUGUUGACGCUUCCUCCUCUAGAUGUGCUGUGAGGGAACCGUUCAGUCUGGCAACCAAACUCUGUUGUGCUUGGUUCAUUAUUGUUUUAACCUGAUGAGUGUGAAGCUAUUCUACUUCAAGAACAACCUGAAACCUGAAUGGAGGUUUUUAUUUGGGUCACGGUCGUAUAGACGUAUUUUAUUUUUUAUUUUUACUCCAACCUAAUGUGAAAAACAUUAUUUGGCCAAAUAAUAUAGAAGAUUUUUUUAUUUUUGUUCCCCCUGUGAAGUUUGUAUGAUUAAUUUGGCAGAUGUGAAGGCAAAUGAAUGUAUAUCUUUGUACAAACCAUUUAGUUCGAGGACGUGUUAGUUAUGACAGACACAUGCAAGAAAAGAAUAACCUUUUAUAAAUCUUUUUGUAUUAGAACAUUAACAAUGGUAAUUUUUGUAUAUACGAAGGCUAGGCUUUCUGAUUAGCAGAAAGGUAAAACAUUCCUACAUUUUUUUUAAAUGUAUGUCCAUUGAGAAUAAUUAUGUAAAGAUACGUGCAAGGUUUUAUGUGCCUUUUAUUUGGGUUUGUCUAAAUAAAAGAAAACAAUAAAGCAUGAUUUUGGACUGUCCAUGCUGAGUCCCACAGAGGAGAGUCAAUCCUCUCCAUCUCAGCUGAAUCUCUGGACCGCCUCCCCUGCACUCAAGACACUCCCCUAGAUCAGGAGAGAGUACUCCUUUCUGGUUUUAGUUGCGUAUCCUGGCUUUAGUCAAGGUUUCUGGGGGGCUGAGAUGGUUGCUAAAGCCCCCGGUCUUUAUGGAUGUGUCUGAUCUCCAGACUCCUCAGUGUCUUCACCGGCUCACUGGCUCAGUUGGCCUGCUCAUGAUGAAAGUGCCUCUGUGACUUUGCUUAUCGGAGUGGAUUGUGGGGGAUUUUGUGCCAAACCAUGGUCUGUAUGUGACGACAAAAACAUUUCGGUGUUUUUUUCAUUCUUUAACUAUUAAACUUGGAAAAUGUGACGGGCUGUGUGAAGUGUGUUGUUUGACAUUCAGUGGUUAACUGACACCUGAAUGAGCAAAGAUGUGAUGCUGUACAAUGUAAAGGGAUCCAGUUGACGGAGCUCCUUUUCCACAUGCUGGUGUCGGUUUGGUCCCUUCAUUCCAGAAAAGACAAACGUUUAAUGCCGUAGCAUGAAAUGACAUAUUGGGCAAUAGUGUGUCUCCAUUGUGGGAGUGACCUUUUCCUGUUCCCACUUGCCUGCACAAAACCCGGUCCAUGAAGAAACCUUUUUCCCAUUUGUGAGGAAGAACUUGAUUGUCCUGCUGGGAGCCCGGCCUCAACCCCAUCCAGCGCCUGUGGGAUGAACUGGACCUGAUCAGAUGGUUUUCACCAGUUAGUGAAACAUUGAAUACAAAGAAGCAGAAUGCU
Messenger RNA from Cyclopterus lumpus (lumpfish), 6163 nucleotides. Its product is annotated as vascular endothelial zinc finger 1-like. The record is from RefSeq and is a predicted model, not a curated record. NCBI's taxonomy places the organism in Eukaryota, Metazoa, Chordata, Actinopteri, Perciformes, Cyclopteridae. Gene Ontology annotation, biological process: regulation of transcription by RNA polymerase II. The coding region runs from base 191 to 1693 and encodes 500 amino acids. Gene Ontology annotation, molecular function: DNA-binding transcription factor activity; RNA polymerase II cis-regulatory region sequence-specific DNA binding. The transcript has 7 exons.